AAAAGAGUCAUUGUCUCUACAGUGACUUUAUAGAAAGAUGCAAACUUUUGGAUACGCGUAGGAGCGUUGACCGUCCAGACUUCAUAGGCCAUUGACAGGCGGUGCUUACUUCCCAACAACCACUGCUUAAGUGAAAUGUAUACAACAACCUGAGGUUUUUACCUUUGAUAUCAACACCAUACGCGGGGUACCUACCUUCAGAAGGGCAGCAGCGGUCGGCGGCAUUCGCCAAUGGACACGCUAGUUCGCAUCCGACUUCACAACGGCAGAGGCGAAGGAGAUGGUUCAACAGGAGCGGCCAGUAACAGCAACAGCAGCGACGUGUCACGGCACAUCGGCGUCAUUCAGGGUCCCGAGUCACGGGCGCUGGAUGUGCUAAAUGCAGCGUUGGACAACAGGGCACGCAGUAUCAAGGACUUGAGGGCCCUUAACCAAACGGUGCUGGCAAGGGAAAUGGAACAGCGGCGGCGUGUGGAGGCGCGUGAAAUGCUGGGCGUGUCAUCCCCCCGGAUCUUCCCCGCCGGAGUUCCGUUCAGUGCCCUGCACUCCUACCAGGCAGACAGCCCGCCGGACCCCCCUGAGCCCAGCCCACGCCUCCACGCGGUGGACUUUGAUGAUGGCAUUGCGGUGGCGGUGUCGGUGCGCAAGUACCAGAUGCAAGGCAUGGAGGAGGCAAGCACGGCACCUGCAGAGCUGGGUGGCACGUACGAGAGGGAGGAGGGCGACGCGGCGACCUGCAUGGCGCUCUCACACGCGACCGCAGCUGCCUCGGGUCCCUCUUCAACCGGAUCUGCGCAUGUCAUAUUUCAGCCCAAACUCAGUCCAUGUCAGUCAGGGCGCCUGUCGCGCGGGGCGGCGGCGGGGGUAGCGUCAGCAGCAGCGGCGGGUGUGGGGCACGUCCCCGCCGCCGCCACCGCUCCCAGCUCGCCAGGCGGUCGAAGAACCUUCCCUUUGCCCCCACCCGACGCCUUCCGGCAGCAGCAGCAGCAGCAGCUCCACCGCAAGCCGACUGCCAGUGCGAGUUUCGGCGCGUCAGCCGCCGCUGCUGGCCUUUCCGCCGCCGCCGCCGCGCUCGGAGGUGAUGACGGCGCAACGGAGGUGCUCCGCCGCAGUUCCAGCCGGCCCCUGUUCUCCUUCCUCCGGAGCGGCUAUGGCGCACUGGCUGCCGAGGCCGCUGAAGCCAGCGGCAGCGGUGCAGGCACGAAUGCCGUCACCAACGAUGCCGGCGGCGUGGCCACAGGUGUCGACCAGCAACAGCUGCAGGGUCCAGCGGGGCCCCCUGGCUUCUUCCGGGCCUCUGCAGGAGGCAUGAGCGCAUACUCCGCCGACGUCGGCACCGGGGGCCCCCACUCUGCCGAUGUUCUUUUCGCCUCAAUUAGCAACACAGCAGACGGCAGCAGCGCUGGUCUGGAUGCGCCCGCAGCAGCGGCAAUCAGCUCUCGCAGCACGCUUGGCGGUGCUCGGCUGCGGAUGCCCACAAUGUCACAGCGCAGCAGCAGUCGCUGCGGCGGCGCGGCCUUUCGCUCCAUUACCAGCAGCGAGGACCAGGUGCCCGACGGCGGAGGCGGUGGCGGCGUCGAACCUUACCCGGUGCCCGCCUCCCCUCAGUUGCGGCGCUUCCUGCGGCCUGCCUGUCAGUCCUUUGACGGCACUUCGGCUGACGCGGUGGAGUCACCUGCUCAGCCAGCACACCACUCGCCGGCGGCCUUCCCGCCUCACGCGGCUGUUAGCAGUGCCGCCAGCAGUGGUGGCGGCAGCUUUAGACGGGCACGCAUGCCCACCGCCAUAGCAGCAACAGCUGCAGUAGCAAUGACGGCGGAUGGGCACGCAUCAGCGGCGCAUGCCCCUGGCAUCGACAGCGGCGCUGCAGUGGAUACGGCAGCUGCGAACUCGCCGUUACCAAGAUCUCAGCACCAGCAGCAUACGCGGUAUUCCAUGGCGCGCCCGGCAGCCCUCAGCCUACCGCACGUCCAGCAGGUGGCCGCUUCUGAUGCCGCCUCAACCGCGGGACUAUUGCUGCCGACACCGCCGCCGAUGCUUCAGUCCCCCAGCAGCGCAGGCGGGUCCAGAGGGCUCGCAGCCAGUGGCGCCACUGUCAUGCCUGCAUGCAGCAGCCCGAAGGCGCGGCAACAGGGAGCAAUGCGGUCCGGUGGUUGGUGUGGCGGCGGCGCAGGUGGCGGUGGCACUGGCAGUAUUGGCACUGGCGGCGGCGAGGACAUGGCCACGCCCAGUAGCAGCAGCGGGUACGGCGGCGGGGCUAGCGUGCCGGAAACGGCGGCUGGAGCUGCGGCGGUGGCUCCAAGCCCUCGUGGGUACGGAGGUAUUAUCUUUCUGUAUGACGGCAUCAACGGUGACGGCCCGCAGGGCAGCAGCGGCGCGGAUGCGCGGCGGGGCGAUGAGUGGCAGCAGAGCGGGAGCCUGCCCUUCUUUUCAGCUAUCUCACGGUCGCCCCGUGCCAGCUACAGCGGCGGUGGUGGUGGAGGCGCCGCCGGCAGCAGUAGGUUUGGUGGCGGUGCCACCGGCACCAGCAGCGAGAAAUUAAUCCGGCUGCCGGCAAGUGUUUUGAUCGCUAGCACGAGCACCGGUGGCAUUGCCGGCAACUGUUCCGGAGCCAGCUGUGUCGUCGGUGAGGACCUGGGGCGUGGCCUCAUCAGCGGCAGUAGCGGCCGGCAGCUUUUGCCAAGCAGUGGCAUGGGGGCGCUGACAGGUAGCCCCACACGUACGCGGCUGGCAAGGACAGAGCAGCGGCGCAGCAGGCAGGCAGUAGCCGCGGUGUCCUCGCUGGCCCCAACGGGGGCCGGCGCACUGCCGUCAAACAGCUAUGAGAGCGCCUCUGCGCCUCUGCUUCUGCCGACCGUGUUGGGCCCGUUGCCGCCAGCGUCCCCCAAGCUGCCGGCUAGCGUGACAGGCAUGAGCAGUAGCAGCAGCAGCAUGGCGGCUGGCGCGCUCGCUGGCGCCGAAUCAGCAGUUAACAGUGCGCUACAGCCUGAGCUGCAGACGCGGCUGGGUCAGCGGCCUGGUGGUUCGUUGACGCGUAAAGGUUCGUUUGGCGGCUGAGGUGUAUGCGUGUGUAUGGAAAGCACAAGAUGAAAGGGUUGUGCGUGUAUGUGCCCGAGAGCACAAGCGAAGGAAAGACGCUUGAGUGUGCAUGCCAUGUGGUGUGCGUGCGUGCGUGCAUGUGUGUGUGUGUGUGUGUGUGUGUGUGUUCACCCCCCUCGGUUAGGUGGUGUGUGUGUGUGUGUGUGUGUGUGUGUGUGUGUGUGUGACCUAACCGAUUCACCCCCCUCGGUUAGGUGGUGUGUGUGUGUGUGUGUGUGUGUGUGUGUGUGUGUGUGUGUGUGUGUGUGUGUGUGUGUAUGUGUGUGUGUGUGUGUGUGUUAAAAAACGAAACGAAAGCCCGCCCAGACGACGCCAGAGUUACUUAUGUGUGUGUGGGGGGGGGGGGGGAUGGUAACUCACUCAAGAGCUGGGGGCGUUUAUAUUGUGUUACGAUGUAUACAGCUCAACAGUAUUAGGUUACUUAAAGUGUGUUUUAUUAAUGACAGGAUGAAGAAAAGAUUAGAGCGCAAACCGGGCGUGACAGUCCAAGUAUUGGUGGUCCCCAGGAUCAAGUACGUAGUAUAUGAUAUCCAUAGUU
Molecule: messenger RNA, 3637 nt
Organism: Chlamydomonas reinhardtii
Lineage: Eukaryota; Viridiplantae; Chlorophyta; Chlorophyceae; Chlamydomonadales; Chlamydomonadaceae
Exons: 3
Coding region: 232-3057 (941 amino acids)
Source: RefSeq, a predicted model, not a curated record